Messenger RNA from Chaetomium globosum CBS 148.51, 528 nucleotides. RefSeq lists its product as uncharacterized. The coding region runs from base 1 to 528 and encodes 175 amino acids. NCBI's taxonomy places the organism in Eukaryota, Fungi, Ascomycota, Sordariomycetes, Sordariales, Chaetomiaceae. The transcript has 2 exons. The record is from RefSeq and is a predicted model, not a curated record.
AUGCCCAUGGUGUUCUCAGCCUCGGUCAUCCAGCACGCCGGCAAAGAGGAGCCCGGGCCGUGGGCAGACCCGACGCCCACCACACCACCAUUAGCCCAGACCUGCCGAGGGCGAUGUUUCUGCAGGGCCGGUGGCGGUCGGGUAGUCGAUCAGGGCGGCGUGGCCCGGCCGAGGCGUAGAAGACGCCGUACUGCGAGGCGUCGAGGUCGGCGGCCCCUGGGCAUGUUGUCGAGCUUCCUGCGGAAGUCGCUGUUGGUGUCGUUCCAGAUGGCCAGGUCCUCGCCGUGGAGGAAGUCGGGCUGCUGGGAGAGCCAGUCCCGGGGUGUAGCUGCCCGUCUCGGAGGCGAGGUCGACCUCGAAGCCCGCGGCGGCGAGGACGCAGAAGGGGUGCAGGCCCUCACUGAUGAAGAGGCCGGUGGUUUCGGUGCCCUGGAAGACCUUGGCCUAGGCCGAGGUGAUGCUGAUGAGAGCGCGGCGAGCGGGAGACAUGGCUUUGGUUUUGGGUGGUCGUUGAUGGAAGAAGGAUAG